Messenger RNA from Neocloeon triangulifer, 2923 nucleotides. Its product is annotated as FHF complex subunit HOOK interacting protein 2A-like. The record is from RefSeq and is a predicted model, not a curated record. The transcript has 12 exons. Bases 152 to 2275 code for a protein of 707 amino acids. Lineage: Eukaryota; Metazoa; Arthropoda; Insecta; Ephemeroptera; Baetidae.
GAAAUAUAAACAAGAAGAUCGACGUCGUCAGAAAGAGUCAGAAAAGAUCAAAAUUAUCCAAACUAACGCCCUUACAGAGUCUCAGUUUUAACAUUUUCGAUUCCAAGUUAAUUAUUUAACCUCGGAAAGUUUUUUAUUUUGCGAGCCAACGAUGCUGAGUCGAAUUUCCGCAGCUCUUCAGACUGCAGUUGACACGGUAGCACCACCCGUGCCCUUGCAGCAAGAUUUCAUCUACCACUGGAAACAAGUGAUGCGAUUUUACGACAAUUCGGACGAAGAGCUGAAUGUUCCGAUUGAAACGACGCACUUACCAAUUCACCUGGAACAAAUGCUUACAGCCCUUCAAGAGGAGCAGGAUGAAUCUAGGAGGUACAAGGAAGAUUCGGACGUUCACUCUGGCCCGUGUUUGGAAUAUUUAAUUCAGCAUCGAGUCCCUGAUCUGUUAGCUUCUUUAACAGUGGCAGAUACACCAUCAGGAAUGCGGCACCUUGGUCUUGUGUUUUUCUCUCGGCUCACAUCGUUGACCUACACACAGCUUCAAAGUCAGCCCGCCCUUUACGAGCCAGUCCAAAAAAUAGUGAAAAUGUGCGGCCAAACCGCUGCUUCUCCUACAGAAGCACAAGAGGUCCGAUUGCUCUGUGUGCUGGCUGCGGUUAUUGGACAAAAACCGGACUUAGCGAAUCUAUUUAGCAAAUCUUCGGAAGCAUCAGCCGAUUCCCCUGAAUCCUCAAACACAUCCUCCCAGGAAUCCACACCCAGUCAUUCCCACGAAAGAGCCUCGAGAAAAGGAAAUAUCAUCGUCGAGGCGCUUUUGAAAUUCAUCGACAGUGCUGACGGCCGACUGAGGGUUAAAAUUAGUGAAUCUCUGCUUGUCUUGACAAAUCUACCCAGCACUGCCAUGUCGAUAGCUCACGAAUCCUCUCUGGCCGAGAGCAUUGCCCUCCGACUGGCCAUGCUCCACUGCGAGGUGCCAUCAACCAUUGAACCUGGGGAGUUAGAGGAAAUGCACUCAUCUUGGGGCAUGGACAAUCCUUUAGAUGUAAAAGAGCCAUUCCCAGGCUGCAGACAAUUGGCAGCAUAUUUGUCUUGGUGGAACUUUUGCGACAAGAUGGUGGGAGAUUCUCAGCCAGAAAUAGGCCAGUCAUUAGUGUGUAGCAUUCAAGAUCAUUUUCUCGUCCGUCAGCUGCAAACAAGAAUUUGUGCAGGAGCCGAGCUUGCUUCAAACCCAGCUGAAGAAGAUCCCAAGCAACUGCAAGAUUCCAUCAUCACAUUAGUCCACAUUGGUAAAUUGUUGCGAGAGUGCAAAGCGCCACUGCUGAGAAUUGGGCUCAGCCACUGGCUCACUGGAGUCACGACCCAGUCUGUGUUGGACACUUCAGUCAGAGAUUCGAUUCUGAAGCUGCUGGAAGUUGCUCACGGUGAUUUGGCUGUGGAGACGAUGAGACUGGUGGAGGUCUUGGUGGACGAAACUUACGACACAGCUUUAAACACUCUCGUCUUUUCUCACUUGCUGCCUCACAAAGUCACCGCACAAAUUUCUAGUGAAACUGAAACUAGUCUGGAAGGAAAAUUACAAUCUAGCUUAACGUUUGCGCCAAACAAUGUACAGGCCACUUUAGAGGGAUUCUUGCAAUUGCUGCCACCUUUCUUGAGGACUGGAGAAACUGAGGCAGGCUAUGAGAGUUAUCUUCAGGACGCCCAGAGGCAAUAUCAGGCGUUGUGGAAAAAGUGCUUUACCUUGGGCUGGCCACUGGAAGUUGUGGCAGAAGACGACGGCAACAGCAGUGAUUCACGUCCCGAAGACGAGCACACUGACGGAGUGGCACCAAUUCUAAAAAUCCUAUUUCAUCGAAUUGAACAAUUCCCCGAGCAAGAGUACGAGUUCAACCUGCAGCUGACAGCUCUUCUGUCCCGCUUGGCCAUGUUACCACACGCUGGCCUUCACGAGCUUCUCCUUUCGCCGAAUCAAGUCUCUCCCAGCAACGUAAGCCCAGAUCAGCUUACAAUGGGUGCUGGACUUGUAGUUUCCUUGAGACGACUGGCUCUUCGAGUGGCUAAAGAGGCUCCAUCCAUACCAAACUUACAAAAAAGACUGAAAUCUACGAGAAACAGGCUCUUGGGAGACCCGAGCUUAAGUGAAGAUACCCCGACCACGCAGCAAAGUCUUACGAAUGAACAAGAGAGUCUCCUGGAAAGUAUAGUUGUCCUAGAAGAGUUCUGCAAAGAAUUGUCAGCCAUCACGUUUGUUAAGUAUCACCUCCAUUCUCCUGUUUAAUUUAGAAUGACUGACAGUUUGGGCAUUCAUUUAAGUUAAAAAAAUGUUACUUUGAUAGGUUUUGUGAUUUUAAGAGCACAACUACAAAUUUAUGUGUUUUCCCCGAGUCUAGUCUUCAAAAGACCUCUAAUGUGAAAUGAUUUUAUAAUAUACUUAACAUGGAAUAUGAAUUGGAACAAUUUGAUUAAAAUUGAAUGCUAUAGUUAUUAUGAGCUCUUUUUAAACAACAGCAUUACAAAAAUCAUGGCUUCUUUAACCCUCUGUGAAAUAUCGAGUGUUAUAAAAAAAGGUUGUUGUCCACCAGCACUAUAUUUAGGCUACCAUCAUUCCAAAUUUCAUUCAAAUCUGUCAAAUCUGAUGAUCCUUGCAACUUGCAAAGACUAAAACGUUAAUAAGUCUCAUAGUAUUUUUAAUUUCAAGCAUUAAUUGGAUAAAUUGAUUUGGAAGCCACGGGCUUGGAGCGUCAAUAAUACAAUUCAAUUUUUUUUAGCCAUAUAUAAUUAUAUAUUAUUAAUUACUCGUUCAAAUGGAAAGCUUUCGUAGGAUAAUAGGUUACAAUUAUAUAUAAACACAAUUUGUCACGUGUUUGGCUUUGAUGUAAAUAGUUGUGGAAGUUGUCGAAUAAACUAUAUUGUAAAAAUGCAAUAA